Messenger RNA from Megalops cyprinoides (Indo-Pacific tarpon), 3697 nucleotides. RefSeq names its product EMAP like 3 (gene eml3). NCBI's taxonomy places the organism in Eukaryota, Metazoa, Chordata, Actinopteri, Elopiformes, Megalopidae. The record is from RefSeq and is a predicted model, not a curated record. The transcript has 24 exons. Gene Ontology annotation, cellular component: mitotic spindle. Gene Ontology annotation, biological process: microtubule cytoskeleton organization. Gene Ontology annotation, molecular function: microtubule binding. The coding region runs from base 674 to 3697 and encodes 1007 amino acids.
CUUAACUAGCUAUUUACACAGCUUGUCUGGAAAGUACCGUAUUAUUUUCUCAAAAAAUCUCUUGAAAAUGAAGUCUGGCGAGAUUCUGAUUUGCUAGGGGAAGACAUCCAGCGUUUAAGGCUAUAGCGGCGUCAUAUUUUGGUCCCUGGUUACAACAAACAUGUCAGAUAUGUAAUGAGCAAAACUAACUGAAAAAGUUGAUAAAGUAGCAAGGUUGUUAAUACAAACUAACUCGAAACUAUUUCUUCGUUAACUCGCAGUGGAGUACUGUCGCGAACAGUAGUGUGUACAUCUGUCUCAACAGAAAAUGCUGCCAAGUACGUUUCCCACCUCACUGAGCCGUUCAUUUCCUGGAUCUGGGUCUUUGAGAGCAUUCUGAAAGCGAAUCAAUUUGGCAAUCCGCUCCGCGUACGCACGGCGAUGCAUGGCAGAUAGCUCGCCAACGAUCUCCGCAGCUCCUGGGCAGAAAUAAGUUUAGCUGGUUAGCGCGCACAACUUGAGGCGGCAUCGCUGACCAAUGUCGCAGAGAAGAGGACUUAUACGGCGCUCGCUGUCAGCUGCGUCGGAUCUGAGUGGAAACAUCACAUUUUAGACGGCGAAACUUGGAACGAAAAAUAAGCAAAUAAACUUUAAAAAAUUUCAGAGGGAACACCACACCACAGCAGCAGCAAGAAUGGAUGGCUUGGGCAAUAGCCUUGAUGACGUGUCGGCGGACAGCAGCACAGAGUUCCCUGACAGGGUGUCGCUGAUGGAGGUGCGUCUGCAGGCGCAGGAAGAUGAGAUCACCCUGCUGAAGUCAUCUCUGGCCGACGCUCUGCGCAGACUACGUGUCCACGACCAGCAGAUCCCUCUGCUCAAACAGCACCUCAUCGCAGUGAAUCCUGCAGCCGCCCGGGCUCUGAACUCCCCCUGCUGCGCAGACGGUUUCUCCAGAACCCGCAAACUAUCCAGCAACUCUGUCCCAGACAGCCCCCGCCUGCCUGGCACCAGCCCGGCGGAGGAUGAGUGCACGGGGGGCGUGAGUUCGCCCCUCCAGACCCCGAAUCACAGGCUGGAGGUCCCCACUCAGGACAGGGCCACGCAGACGGACUGGCCACCGCCGGCGUGGCCGCUGGCGGCGGAGAAGGUGCCACUGGUGCAGACGCGGGCGGUGCUCAGCCUGUCCCUGGAGGACGCCCUGCCCCCCGACGCGCCCGGCCUGGAGGAGGCGCGGGACGGGGACGGGGAGGGGGACCCCAGCUGGACCGGGCUGGUGGAGGAGCCCAUCCAGCCCAGCUGCGUCCGGGCGCUGUCGCAGGACUCCGCCCUGCAGGAGAACCCCGGCGAGCAGAAGAGAGACUCCGCCGAGGCUCCGAACGAGGCCAGGGCGGAGCCCACCCCCACACCCAGCCGAGAGGGCGUGGCUGGCUCCGCCUCUCCCAGCCCCCGCAGCCGCCCCCUGUCCCCUGUCCAGGAGGGGGAGAAGAACCCCCUGUUUCGGAGGAACAGCUCCUCUGAGAAGCUGCUGAAGGAGACGCAGGAGAGGCCCAAACAGAAGCUGGGCAGGAAAGCAGCCUCUUCCACCAACCUGCUCACGCGCUCCCCCAGCCUGGAGAACAGGGCGAAGGACCUGAUUUCCAGUGCAGGGUCUUCUGGCUCCAGGAGAGGCACAUACGGCCAGGGUCAUUCCAUAAAGAUGUUUAUUCGUGGACGGCCAAUCACCAUGUACAUCCCUUCCAACAUUCAGAACUACGAGGACCUGAGGAUGGAGCUGCCUGCAGAGAAGCUAGAGCUGGAUUGGGUAUACGGUUACCGGGGGCGGGACUGCCGGGCCAACCUGCAUCUGCUGGGGUCGGGGGAGGCGGUGUACUUCAUCGCCUGCGUGGUGGUUCUGUACCACAUCAACAAGUGCACACAGCGCCACUACCUCAAGCACACCGACUGCGUGCGCUGUCUUGCCAUUCAUCCAGACAGGGUUCGUGUGGCCUCAGGACAGAUGGCUGGAGUGGACAAGGAUGGCAAGCCUCUUCAGCCUUCUGUUCAUAUCUGGGACUCCACCACUCUGGCGACGCUGCAGCAGAUUGGUCUGGGCAGUUUUGAGAGAGGCGUGGGUUCAGUGGCCUUCUCACAUGCAGACUCUGGAGCGUUCCUGUGUGUGGUAGAUGACUCUAAUGAGCACAUGCUGUCUGUGUGGGACUGUGCCAAGGGGACAAAGCAGGCCGAGAUCAAGAGCACCAAUGAGGCGGUGUUUGCAGUGGAGUUCAACCCCAGUGACAGCAACAACAUCAUCACCUGUGGAAAAUCUCAUGUCUACUUCUGGACCCUGAGCGGGGGGGCUCUCAGCAAGAAGCAGGGCAUCUUCGGCAAAUACAAGAAGCCCAAGUUCAUCCAGUGCUUUGUGUUCAGUGGGACGGGAGACGUCCUGACUGGAGACUCAGAGGGCAAUAUCCUGACCUGGGGCAAGUCAGCUGCUGAUGUCAAGACCCUGGGAAAAGGAGCCAAAGAAACCUACCAGAUCAUGCGGCAGACGAGGGCCCACGAGGGCAGCGUUUUUACCCUGUGUGUCCUGCAGGGCGGCGCUAUACUGAGCGGUGGAGGAAAAGACCGCAGGGUUAUCCGAUGGAGCGUGGACCUGGCACCUGAGCGGGAGUGUGAGAUCCCAGAAAAGUUUGGCGCGGUGCGUACCAUUGCAGAAGUGGAGGGGGAGGAGCUGUUAGUUGGUACGACCCGGAAUGCCAUACUGAGGGGCACUUUCUCAGAGGGCUUCGUAGCCAUUGUACAGGGUCAUGUGGAUGAGAUGUGGGGGCUGGCCACCCACCCUUCCCAGAGCAUCUUCCUCACCUGCGGCAACGACAAACAGGUGUGUCUGUGGAACACUGAGAACCAUCGACUGGACUGGAGCACCACGCUGGAGGAGUCGGGGCUGUGUGCUGAUUUCUGCCCUAACGGCAGUGUGGUGUCUGUAGGACUCAACACAGGCAGGUGGGUGGUUCUGGACCUGCAGACCAGAGAGAUUGUGUCAGAUUACACUGAUGGGAAUGAGCAGCUGUCCGUCAUGCGGUACUCCCCAGAUGGAAGCUUCCUGGCUGUGGGUUCCCAUGACAACUUCAUCUACAUCUACAACGUCACAGAGAACGGGCGACGCUACACACGCUUUGGAAAGUGCAAUGGUCACUCCAGCUUCAUCACCCACCUGGACUGGUCCAAGGACGGCAAGUACAUCAUGUCCAACUCAGGAGACUACGAGAUUCUCUACUGGGACGUGGCCGGUGGCUGUAAGCUGCUGAGGAACCGCUUCGAGAGCAAAGACCGCGAGUGGGCCUCUUACACCUGCGUGCUGGGCUUCCACGUCAUGGGGGUGUGGCUGGAGGGCUCGGAUGGCACAGACAUCAACGCACUGUGUCGCUCGCACAGCGAGAGGGUGGUGGCAGUGGCCGACGACUUCUGCAAAGUUCACCUGUUCCAGUACCCCUGCCCAAAACCCAAGGCCCCCAGUCACAAGUAUGAGGGACACGGCAGUCAUGUGACCAACGUAUGCUUCACUCAUAACGACAGUCACCUGAUCUCCAUGGGCGGGAAGGACACCUGCGUUCUGCAGUGGAGGGUGACCGGGGGUGGGACCGGGGUUGCAGGGGGUGCGGGGGGUGUGGGGGGUGCCCUGGACCGCAGCACCUCCGCCUCCUCCACCUCUAUCAGCUCCCUGGAGGCAGGAACUUAG